This is a messenger RNA of Mesorhabditis spiculigera, 804 nucleotides long. The record is from the annotation of a GenBank genome assembly. Lineage: Eukaryota; Metazoa; Nematoda; Chromadorea; Rhabditida; Rhabditidae.
AUGUUCCGCAUGCAGCAAGGACCCCCGGCCCCGCCGCCAAUCAACACCCGUUUCGCCAUCCUCAACUCCAUCUACAACGACCCGUUUAAUUGGUCCGCCUUCAAGGGCGUCAUCGGAUUCGGCGUCGGCGUGUACAUCGCGCGACAAAUGUCCGGCCCACCAACGCUAAGUGCCGGCGUGGCGAUGGAGGAGCUGUUUGCGGAUCCGUUUCGCAAAAAGAAGGAGCGCAGCGCGCGGGUCGAGGAGGCGUUGAAGAAUUUUGAGUACAAGCCGUCCGCGUACUGCACGAUGAUCGAUCAGAUGAUUGGAUCAAAAACGCGCCCCUGGGACACUGAAAGAAUCCCGAUUCGACCAAAACAGAUGCUCACCCUGCCCGAGAUGACGAAAGAAGAAAAGUUUAUGUCAAGGCUGAUGGAGAACUGCGCGGUGAAGGCCGGCAUCUCUGGUGUCCUCGGUUACGGAGUGGGUAUCGCCUUUGGACUCUUCACCGCCUCCGUUGAUCCACAACUCUCCAUGGUCGGCGGCGAUCCGACAAAACAGUUGAGCCUCAAAGAAACGUGGAGAGAGAUGAGUUCGCGGAUGAAGUCGUACGGAAAGAACUUUGGAUCUAUUGGUCUACUGUUCGCAGGUACGGAAUGCAUACUGGAGACGGCACGAGCGAAAACAGAUUGGCGGAAUGGGACGUACGCGGGCGGGGUUGUCGGCGCGUUACUCGGCUACCGGGCAGGCAUAAAACCCGCGCUUUUCGGCGCCGCCGGAUUUGCCGCCUUCAGCACUGUCAUCGACUACUGGAUGGGCCGACAU